AUGUCCCGCCAUCGAUCUUCAGCAGCACAUGAACAGAUCUCAAGUCAAAAGACAAUGAUUGCACACCAAGACAACUUAACAGAUGCCCUUAACUCUCUGGGUCUCACAAAAGGCUCCACAAACCUCACUCCAGAGGCAAAACGACACCACGAAAAUGUUGCACUGUACAUGUUUAUCGGCCUCGUAGCGGCAUUUUUGUUCAUUGCAACUAUUAUUAUUACGGUUGAACUGUACAGAAAUGGAAGAUGUUCGAAAAACGUCAAGCUAAAAGGAGACAAGGGAAACAGUAGGACUAGAUUGGAAAAUGAGGAUGAUGAUGACGAGGGUGACUACUCUGAAAUAGAGAUGAACGACUUAUAA
This is a messenger RNA of Porites evermanni, 360 nucleotides long. The record is from the annotation of a GenBank genome assembly. NCBI's taxonomy places the organism in Eukaryota, Metazoa, Cnidaria, Anthozoa, Scleractinia, Poritidae.